UGAGACUUGUUCUGGGGAAUCCCCACGUUGGAUUUUCCAUCUUGCUUGUUGACGACCGACUGAUGAGCCGAUCUGACUGGUUUAUUUAGUUUUCUGGAUGUUUUGACAAGUUUCCGGGAAUGUACCAGUAUCUAAAGUAUCAACAGUGAGUGCAGUGACACCAGCAUGAGUGACCGAGAUGGAGACACGUCUGACUCGGUCGAGUAUGAAUUUGCCAUUGAAAAUGAUCCACACACAGUGUACCAAGUUAAAAAGAACAAAAAGAUGACCAAUGGCGAAACUUCUCUGAACAGCAUUACACAGAUGGUGCUUGAUGAUGACUCUGAGCCGCAUAUUGAGAUUGUAGAGCAACCGCAACCUCGUGGAUUUCGAUUUCGUUAUGAAUGUGAGGGUCCAUCUCACGGGGGUUUGCAAGGAGAGAAAAGUGAAAAGUACCGCAAGACUUACCCUGCUAUUAAGAUCAAGAACUACAAUGGGCCUGCCCGUGUUGUGGUAACCUUGGUAACAGAUGAGGUCAUCCCUCGCCCUCAUGCUCAUAAACUGGUGGGCAGAAACUGCAACGGGGGAACUUGUAUAGUGGAAUUAAAGGGCGGACAAAACUCUCUCACGUUUCCUAACCUGUGUGUCCAGCAUGUGACGCGGAGGAAGGCAUCAGAGGUGAUAGAACAGAGGAUCUUGGAGUCCAUUAAACUUGACAAACUUGUCAAACUCGGCGACCUCAAUGCCCAGGCAGACCUGACAAUGGAAGACAUCAAACAAGCUAAGACACAGUCGGAGAAGCUAGCCAAGGAAAUGCAGCUGAAUGUGGUGAAGUUAUGUUUCCAGGCCUACCUCCGAGAUGAGACUGGCUUGUUUAAUCGUCUGCUACCCUCCGUUCUCUCCAACCCAAUAUAUGAUAGCAAGUCACCAGGCGCCAACGCCCUCAAAAUCUGUCGCAUGGACAAAUAUGGAGGCUGUUGUACUGGCAAUGAGGAAGUGUUCUUGUUGUGUGAGAAAGUGCAGAAAGAUGACAUCUCAGUGAGAUUCGUGGAGCAAGAUGAGGAAGGAAAUGUGACGUGGGAAGCGUAUGGUACCUUUGGACCUUUUGAUGUUCACAGACAGUAUGCUAUUGUCUUCAAAACUCCACCAUACAAAGACCCAACAAUAGACAGAGCAGUGAAUGUGCUGAUUAUGUUACAACGCAAGUCGGAUUCGGAGAGCAGUGACCCCAAGUCUUUCACCUACUACCCUCAGAACAUCGAUAUGGAUGACAUUCGUAAGAAAAGAAAGAAGAUUUUGCCCAUAUACCCUGGGGGUGGCAACUUUGGCUCCGGGGGUGGUGACAAACAGCGGGGAGGCAGUGGCAGUUUCUUUGUCAAUGGAAACUCUAUGUCCGAAAGUCAAGGAAAUAUGCCCACAACUGUCAAUCAGGAUGAAGAAGCUCCUGCCUCUUCCAGCAGGCCUAUGGCUAAAGCAACGAGGCGUCAUCCACCAACACAACACAUUAACACUCAUCAGGAUUUGGAAACCGAUACACCACCGGCCAUCACACUGCCUUGUCCACCUCCAAGUCAGAUUGUUGGCCCUUACUUCACCAAUAGGCAGCUACCCCAACAACCCAUACCACAAACAACGCCCCUCGGUAUACCCCAAACCACAGUCUAUACCACACCUGUCGACACACGCAUGACCCCACCCCAAACCACAGUCUAUACCACACCUGUCGACACACGCAUGACCCCACCCCAAACCGUGUAUAUGCCCAAUACACACAACACUACUGUUCCACAAACCUUCGCCCAAAACACAUAUAUGGCUACCUCACUCAAUAAUCAGAUGGGGAUAUCCCAGAGUCAUCACAUGUUGAUACCUCAUACCCCACAGCAGGUGGCACAACUACCGACCAUGUACAGUACAAAUACCCAGUACCAGGGCCAGAUCUUAAUGGCUCCGACCAACCCGUAUAUGAACCCUAACCUAAUGACAAGAGGCUCAGAGAGAGACACUUCGCCUAUUACAAGCAUUCCAUUUACUGUCAAUGAAGACAAACACACACUAGAUAUAUAUUCAGAUCUUAUUCCACUGACUGUGAGCGGGGACGUUGGGACAUGUCCUCCUCAGAUUCCACUGACUGUCAGUGGACAUGACAUGGUUGAUGGUAUGAUCAAGAUGCAGAGUAAAUCGGGAGCAGGUCAACCUGUACAGCGUGUACGCAAAUCCCACAGCUAUCCAGCAGGUCACCCUCCUGUUCAUGUGUCUGUUCAAACUGAGGCAGACCAUGCUCUGAAGAUGGCAGAUAGAACGGCCAAGGCCAUACAGCUAUAUGCAGCUACGGGAGACAUUCGCCAGCUUCUCACCGUACAGAGGUACCUCACCUGUAUCGCAGACGAGGACGGAGAUAUACCACUGCACACCUGUAUCAUUAAUCACCAGCUUGAGGUGAUCCACAACUUGCUGGAUGUCAUGGAAACCUUGCCUAACGCCCAGUCUAAGAUAAAUGUCCACAAUAGGAGACUCCAGACACCAUUACAUCUUGCUGUGAUAACUGGCCAGGAGGGAGUGGUCGAUGCCCUGCUAAAGGCCGGGGCAGAGCCUACAGUGCUGGAUCGUCAUGGUAACACUGCGGCUCAUUUGGCUUCCCUUCACAAAAGAGACAAGUGUCUUGCAGCAAUGCUGAAAUACAUCCGACCACGGGUCAGCAGGCAGCUACCCUUCCCGGAACUCGACAUCAAGAACAUCGAUGGUUUGACUCCACUUCACAUCUCUGCCCAAAACCAGGACUUGACGUCCAUGAAGCUGUUGAUGAAGGGCAAGGCUGACGUGAACAUGGCCGACGGCAAAAGUGGUCGGUCGGCUAUCCACUAUGCAGCAGGCAAUGACGACCUUUCCAUUGCAGGCUGGCUACUUCUGGAGGCCAAAGCAGCUGUCAAUGCAACAUGUUUUGAUGGCAACACAGCACUUCAUGUGGCUUGUGGCCGACAAAACAUUGGUAUGGUAGCGCUCCUCAUGGCUGCCGGGGCUGAUCCAAAGAUUGAGAACAUGGACUACGACGAAGAGGGCUCGGAGAAUGAAAAUGAGGAUGAAAAGGACAAAGAUGAGAUGGUGACGAAGGACAAGUGUCCGCGAGGUCGUACAGCAGAGGAUUUUGCAAUGGACAAUGACAAGAUCCUGAAGGUGUUAUACGGUCACCCCUACACCAGUAUGAGCGAAAUACAUGAGGAGGCAGACAACAGGGCGUAUGAGCAGACAGCCGAGAUGUUCACCUCACUCUCCUUGGUGAAGGGUGAACAGGUGGAAAGUGGGCUCAGCAGUAUAGGACCGAUCACUGAGGGUGGUGAUAUGGCCAGCAUCACUUACCCGCAGAGGGUGAAGCUCUCACAACUCCUGGACCCAGCCAGGGAAGGGCAAGACUGGCGUGCACUAGCAGAUAAACUGGGCUUCAGCAAAAUCAUCUCGGGCAACCAAACAGGACACAGCCCAACCCGCCUCCUCUUCACUUACUAUGAGGAAUGUGGUGGAACUGUGAAGCGACUGAAAGAUGCUCUGACUGCUAUACACAGGACAGACGCAGUCAAACUCCUAUUUCACUCAGACUCUGUAAUCAAAGAUGCUCAGAGGGAGAAAAACAUAUCAUGUGAGGGCAACCUCAUAGACUCUGGACUGGAAUCACCAAGUGUGGCUCUCCAUACUUCAACAUAACAUCUCUCAUAGACAUCUAAGUCAUCUGUCAUACAAUAUAGGAACAUUAAUCAGUGCCGCUGUGUAUACAGGGCUUUCACCGACUGUAAAGGAAAGUGCUUGUUAUCAGUUGAUUGUCUGUGUAUGUUUGAAAAUACUUAUCUGAAGCAUGAGCUUGUGAAAGCUGUGUAUAUACAGUACAACAGUAACGUUUCACGCCUGAUGCUGUAUACAGUGACAUGCACGCUGGAUGCUGUAUACAGUGAUAUUUCAUGUUGGAUGCUGUAUACAGUGACGUUCUAUGCUGAAUGCUGUAUACAGUGAAGUUCCACGCUGAAUGCUGUAUACAGUGAAGUUCCAUGU
Molecule: messenger RNA, 4020 nt
Organism: Mizuhopecten yessoensis (Yesso scallop)
Lineage: Eukaryota; Metazoa; Mollusca; Bivalvia; Pectinida; Pectinidae
Product: nuclear factor NF-kappa-B p105 subunit-like
Exons: 21
Coding region: 166-3678 (1170 amino acids)
Biological process (GO): innate immune response; response to cytokine; regulation of transcription by RNA polymerase II
Cellular component (GO): cytoplasm
Molecular function (GO): protein binding; DNA-binding transcription factor activity, RNA polymerase II-specific; RNA polymerase II cis-regulatory region sequence-specific DNA binding
Source: RefSeq, a predicted model, not a curated record